Messenger RNA from Olea europaea var. sylvestris, 1548 nucleotides. Its product is annotated as protein SAWADEE HOMEODOMAIN HOMOLOG 2. Gene Ontology annotation, molecular function: DNA binding; chromatin binding. The record is from RefSeq and is a predicted model, not a curated record. The transcript is spliced from 10 exons. Lineage: Eukaryota; Viridiplantae; Streptophyta; Magnoliopsida; Lamiales; Oleaceae. The coding region runs from base 231 to 1280 and encodes 349 amino acids.
UUGACUUUUGAUUUAAAUUAAUAUCUAAAUUAAGGUCUUUAUUAAAAUGAGGAAGAAAGCGUAGGUUCACUAAUGUCGACGAAAAUCGUUAUCGUUUCUCAUGAUAACGGGUGCAUUAAGAAGCAAUUUAGUUCACAAAAACGAUUUCUCCUUCGUCUUCUACAGCUUUUCCUCCUCUCCUAUUUCUCUGAUUUCGUGAAAAAUAGUUGGUCGUUUUGCCACAGUAACUGAUGGGACGACCAGCGAGCAACGGGGCCCCCUCCUUCCGGUUUAACCAUGCUGAGGUUAGCGAGAUGGAAGCUAUUCUUCAAGCACACAACUGUGCUGUGCCAGCGCGUGAAAUUCUUGAAGCUCUUGCUCAGAAGUUUAGUGCUUCAGCCGAAAGAUCUGGAGUGGUUGAAGUUACGGUGAAACAAGUGUGGAAUUGGUUCCAAAAUAGGCGAUAUGCUGUUAGAGCAAAAGCCUCGAAGACUACUGUUCCUGCACAGAUGAACAUGCCUCAAGAAGAUCACACUGCAGCUCGAAUCGCACCUCAGACCCCUCAAACUCAGCCUGCUCCUUCAGCUCCAGUGAAAAGUAUGCCUCAAGUACCCCAUCCUAUUACUGCUCCUUCAGGGCAAAGUGCAGGCAAGACUGCUUCAGAUAAUUCUCAGUUGGAAUUCGAAGCUAAAUCUGCACGGGAUGGUGCAUGGUUCCUUUUAGUGAAUGACAAUGAUUUUUUAAGUCACGUUUUUCUUCUCAGGUACGAUGUCGCAACUUUCUUAUCACAUAGAUCUUUAGAGACUGGAGAUCCGGAAGUUCUGGUUCGUUUUUCGGGUUUUGGACCAGAAGAGGAUGAAUGGGUCAAUGUUCUCAAGAAUGUAAGACAACGUUCACUCCCAUGUGAAUCAUCGGAGUGUGCAGCAGUUCUUCAGGGAGAUUUGAUUCUCUGCUUUCAGGAAGGCAAAGAGCAGGCCCUCUACUUUGAUGCUCGUGUGCUUGAUGCACAAAGGCGAAGGCAUGACGUAAGAGGAUGCCGUUGUAGAUUUCUGGUGCGAUAUGAGCAUGAUCAGUCUGAGGAAAUUGUUCCGCUGAGGAAGAUUUGCCGUCGGCCUGAAACUGAUUACAGGUUGCAGCAACUUCAUUCUGGAUCUGCUACCGUGAAUGCACAAAAAACAGGUUCAGAUCCUCGACCUGGAAACUCUUCAGUAGUCAAUGCUUCAUCAGCAACAACACAAAAACUUCCCACUCCUGUGCCCACCGGCGAAUCUGAAGCACCAACACUACCAAAGAUUGCCUAGGCUGGAAGUUUGAUUUCUGUCAGAAAUUCAGAACCUUAAAACGUACGUUGCUCCAUUCUUAAGCUAACUUGGGACGAAUGCUGCAUUUACAAGUACUGUAGUUUGAACUGAAGUUGCUAUCUCGUCUCCGUUUUCAUUUGAUAUAGUAGUUGAGUUCGGGUUGUGUACCUUUUUUAGAGCGGAAAAUAAUCAUAUCAUUUAACGUAUUUGGGGAUGGCACAUUUCCAUUUUUUUUUUUUUUUAUCAAAAUCUACUAAAAUUUUUAUCA